GUGCACAUUUCCGUGGUGCUUUGCUUUUUUUCUUUGUUGAUUUAAAAGGCGACAUGGUCCCUUGACUGGAUCGCGAUUCACCGAACUUCCCUCGUUUGUCGACAUUCAUCAUACCUCUAUUUCCUUCGUUUGUACAUACACUUUCACUUGACCUGCAUACUCACACUCUUUUGAAGACAAUCGGAUUACAAUAAUUGGCCGCCAUGAAGUUACAUUCCCUCCUUCCCCUGGCCGCCCUUCUCACCCCCUCUGCGGCGGCAUUGUUCGGCAUCAAUGACUUCAACUGUGAACUGACGGAGGAGCACCCGAACCCAGUCGUCCUGCUGCACGGUUUAGGCGCCACCUACUACGAAGACCUGAAUUUCCUGCAAUACUGGCUCCAGAACCAAGGCUACUGCACCUACGCGCAAACCUACGGCGCAUAUGACGGCUUCCCACUGCUGGGCGGGCUGCGCUCGAUCAGCGAAUCGUCCGGCGAAAUCGCCGCGUACAUCCGCGAGGUCGCCGACAAAACCGGCGCCAAGAAGGUCGAUCUGGUCGGGCAUUCCGAGGGCGCAUUCCAGUCGCUCUACGUGCCGAAAUUCCAGGGGGUCUCAGACCUCAUCGAUAAGAUUGUGGCGAUCGCGCCCCCGACGCACGGAACCAAUUUCGGUGGCCUGUACAAUCUCGCAUACCUCUUCGGAAAUGUUUCCCGGGAAGUGGUGGGUGAGGUGUUGAGCAAGUUUGGCUGUCCCGCGUGUGACGAGCUGGGUCCCGACGGGGCUGCCGUGCAGCGAUUGAAUGAUGGCCAGCCCAUCCUGCAACCGGGUAACACCUUGACGGUCAUUGUCUCGAAGUUCGAUGAGAUGGUUACGCCGCAUUCGACGUCGUGGGUGGACGGCGCCAACAAUAUUUACGUGCAAGACAAGUGUCCGCUCGACCCCGUGGGACACAUCGGUGAGGCGUAUGACUUGAACGUCUGGAACCUAGUCAAGAAUGCCCUCGAUAGCACGCCGGACAGGGACUUCUUCUGUGUGCUUGGGUCGCCGGGAAAGAUUUGAUUGUUGGUUUUGAAAAAAAAGGAAGUUGCAGAGUAAUGUUCCUAGUCUAGGUAAAAAGAAGUAUAUAGUCCCAUAUGUACACUCAUUAAUGUAUAGUCAUCAGCAUCAAUAUCACACAUGUCGCGGCAUUAGAAUUAUCGGGUGCAGGUCUUUUCAUCCACCAGGGUUUCGUCAGAGGAAUGGGAAUCGUCGCUUUGGGUCUCUUGGACCAGAUUG
This is a messenger RNA of Aspergillus pseudonomiae, 1256 nucleotides long. RefSeq names its product esterase/lipase family protein. Lineage: Eukaryota; Fungi; Ascomycota; Eurotiomycetes; Eurotiales; Aspergillaceae. The record is from RefSeq and is a predicted model, not a curated record. The transcript has a single exon. Gene Ontology annotation, molecular function: lipase activity. Bases 204 to 1040 code for a protein of 278 amino acids. Gene Ontology annotation, biological process: lipid catabolic process.